AUGUCAUUGCAUAUCUACGUUGCUCAUACGGGCGAGCAGCUGCUUGCUGAUCCCGUUUCGUUCGCUUCGCCUGAUGCUUUGCGAACAUGGAUCUCCAGGAAAGUCUCGAUACCGGCCCAGCGACAAAUAUUGAUGACUGCUCGCGGGAGGAAUGUUAGGCCGCAGACUCUUGCUACAGAGAAUGAAAUAUUCGUCUAUGACCGGUUAUAUAUAAGCGACAACGCAGUUAGAGACCUCCCAGAAGUCGCACCACCCCAACGUUUUACUCCGGAAAACCCUCCCAAUACCUUAGCAGAUCAGAAUAACUUACAAGCAUGGCGAAGUCUCUACAUGGCACGGAGGGAGUGGGCUUUAAAUCUGGCGACACAGUGCGCUCCAACCAGUAAAGCGAUCGACAACCAGAUCGAGCACACACAUGUCAUCAAUCGAGCUGUGGAUGUUGCCUUGGAGAAUCUGAAAUCGCACGUCGGAAACCUAGAACACAAGUUCCAGGAGUCUCAGUCGUGGGCGAACGAUAUAUUUAAGGAACAGCAGCUGGUUCUUGACGGCUGGCGUCGUGCGCUUGCCAACAUUGAAACCAUCCCGGCGAAGCAAGACUUUACCUUCCUGCGACGUCCAUCAACCCCCAAGAAAGCCAAGGACCACCAGACUGGAACUCUACAGGACUACAUUGAUGUGGAUCAGGUCAAGCGUGCUGGAUCCCAGGUGUCUACCGUGUCUGAGCGAUUCGCCCAACGUAUGGAUGAGAUAGAGAAAGCGGUCCAUGAGGUGGUGUCAGAAACGGAGUUACUGGUAGAAGCAUCCCAUCCAUCACCCCAAGAAAAUGCAAGUGGUCUUCUAGAGGAGAUUGAAACAAUUUCCAAGAAAAUCAACUCUGACUAUGAGCAUGUGCUGGCGCUUCCGAACACACAAAAAACAUUGUCAAGUGUCUCGAGGAUGGCGUUGAAUCAUACAAAGGAUCUCCUUCCGUCUAUGAUGGAAAUGUGUCUGGAGAUACAGACUACAUUGGACCAGUCCAUCAAGAAACGGAACUUAGCGAUGAAGUCCGCGGUUAGCCGAAUGCAGAAAAUCUCCAACAUAGAAUCUCGAUUAGCUAGCGUUCAAGCAGAACUAUCCAAUUUGGAUGUUGACGGGGAGGUCUUUGAUACGUUAUACGAGGCUUUUCACCUACCUGUUUUGUAUGGGUCCGUUCUCGUCGAGGCCGUUCGCCGUCGUGAAUGGAGUGACAAAAUAAAAACCGAUUCUCUGAGCAUCGCUGAGGAACUUGCAAGUUUUCGGGAUGAAGAGCAACGUCGAAGGAAGAAAUGGGUGAAAGCCAUGGGUGCUUUUCUCUCCUUGUUUGAAGAAAGCACGCCCGGCAUAGAGAUCAACUUUCAAGGGACACAGGUGCCUGAAUGGCCUGAAGUCUCACGAAAGGAGGUCGAAGCCUAUAUCGAAGACCUGAAAACUAAGCCUGAUACGAGUUCUGCUGUUCAAGAGCUAACGCAACUAUUGAAAGAUUUGGACACGCCUACGCGACACCAGAGACGAAAAUCUAAGGCAUUCAAACAUGGAAGCGUUUUUGAUCUUGGUCGAAGUUCAUUCCUUGGUCGUGACGAUGAUAUGGUUCGCAGCUUGAAAGACGAGAAGACCAAACUUGAAGACAAACUAAAGGGCUCAGAGAGCCGUAUUCGGAAACUUGAAGAUCUGCUCCAUCGCCAGAGCCAGAUGAGUCGACCAGCCAGCACACAUUUUGGCUCUGAGAUACCCAUAUAUUCAGCAUCUCCCCGCCCAGAUCAACUGUCAAGAAGGUCAUCAAUAUCCUCCCGUCGAAUGUCGUCAAACCAGUCUCCAGAAGACAAGGCAUUAAUGCAACGAAUUGUUACUCUUGAAGCUGAGCUGCUUGCAGAAAAAGAAACGGUCGCAAAAAUGCAAAAGGAAGCGCACGUCGAACGCCAGUCCAACAAUUAUAAAAUCCAAGAAGCUCACUCCACCAAAAAGGACUUGAUGGAAAAUUUAGAGGCUCAACAGCGUGAAUUUGAAGAUGAACGGAGAUUUCUGGAUUUGGAGGCCAAAAAGCUUAAAAUUAAACUUGAAGAAGCCGAAGAGGAACUUGAUAAAGUAAUGGAUGCCCGGGAACAUGACAGGAUUGGUGCGGAUGAACGACUGAGCUUGCUCCAAUCAGAAUUCGAUGCCUUGCAAAAGAAGUCUGCUGAGGAGAUAGCGGAUCUCACUUCUCAAGUCCAAACUUACCAUGAGAGUAACGAGAAGGCCAACACCGAGAAUUCGACCUUACAAGAUCGACUCGAAGAAUUCGGUCGAAAUCAAAAAGACUACAUACAAACUCUACAGACUGCCCAUGCCCACCUUUCUCCAGGUGGUUCUGCUCCCCAAGAUUUGCCCUCUCUUGUCAGAGCGAUAGAGGUCUUGUCAGAAGGCCUAGCAAUCCAUGCCAAGGGUUCCGACGAAGCUUCAGCCAAGGCGCAUGAGGAAAACAGGACUUUGUUGGCGAGGUUGGAACAAAUGGAAACUGAAAUCAAUACAUUAAGGACAAGCCUUGCAGCCGAAGAAAUUGAACGAUCUCGCCUGCAAACGAUACAGAGUGAAGAAACGCGAAAACUUUCGGCCGUCAAAUCGGAACUGGAGGACGAGCGUCAACAGGUCAGAACUCUAAGGUCCAAGUUCACUGCUGGAGAGACUGGCUCAGAGAUUCUAAGGGAGCGCGUUGCUGAAGAGGAGCGCAAAGUUGCUACAUUAACCGAAAAACUCGACGCUGCGGAAUCUCACACACUUAGCUGUGAGGAGGAGAUCCGCACUUGGAAAACAAAAGUGGAAGGAUUGGAAGCAGCUGGAGAGCGCACCAUUAUACGGCUUAAUACCAGAGGAAUCUGGGCGAAAGAGCUUUCUGAAAAGCUCUUCUCCCAAGCUGAGCAGCUCAGCCGCAUACUACACCAACUCGGUUUCACAAUUAUCCGUCAAGAUGAAAAUAUGGUCAUUCAACGAGCGUCGAAGGUCAACAACAGUUCGAUCCUUGGGGAGAGCAUCAGCUUGCCCUCCGUUACUCCGGCGAUUCAUGAUCCGAAAUUGCUACAGUGGAUACACACCAAUGAUCCCGAAGAGGAACAGGCAAAUUACACUGCGUUCAUCACGGCUGUUAAUGAGUUCAACGUCGAGGCAUUCGGGGAAGCAAUAGUCAAGCGCGUGAAGGAUAUCGAAACACUAGCACGUAAAUGGCAAAAGGAAGCUCGGGGUUAUCGUGAGAAGUCACGCCGUUUCCAGAGUGAAUCUCAUGAGAAGAUUGCGUACCGGUCAUUCAAGGAGGGGGAUCUGGCACUAUUCUUACCAACGCGCAACCAGGCCAUACGAUCCUGGGCUGCGUUCAAUGUUGGCGCUCCCCACUACUUCCUCCGAGAGCAGGAAGUGCACAAACUACACACCCGCGACUGGCUUCUUGCCCGAAUCUCAAAGAUCGAGGAGAGAGUGGUUGAUCUGUCGAAAUCCAUGAACGGCACGAAUCCGGAUCGCCGCUCUAUUGCGGAAACAAGUGAUGGAGCUUCAGUUAUGGAUGACGACAACCCAUUCGAACUCUCCGAUGGUCUGCGCUGGUAUCUACUUGAUGCGUCGGAAGAAAAGCCAGGGGCGCCUAGUACACCAGGACUGGCUAAGACUACCGUUGCUUCGGCCCAUGUGGACGCGAAAGGCAGUAUCCGUUUGAAGCGGGGAUCUAAUGGGGGUGGGGCAACGAAGACGUUGACGAAGAAUCUUGAUAGCAGGCGAAACAGCUCGGCAUCGAAGAUAGGCACUCCAGUGCCCGCACUGCAAUCUGCAGAAUCGAUCGGGGAUGGUAUUGUUUUGCCAGCGGAAGGGGAUUCGGGUGCACUGCGGCGAAGGGAGGAAGCACCUAUUUUCGACGAGGGUGCCAAACGGGACAGAGCUGGUUCUCGACCCCGAACUCUUAGCCGGAAUAACAGCGGCCGUGCAAGCGCUGUUCCUUCUUCACCCAUCUCUUCGCCGAACAAACGCGCAUCGAGGCCACGGCCUUGGGAGAAGCUUUGGUCGUUGGACUACCGAUCUGAAAGUCUAGGUGACAGGUGGUAA
Molecule: messenger RNA, 4077 nt
Organism: Paracoccidioides brasiliensis Pb18
Product: autophagy protein ATG11
Exons: 4
Coding region: 1-4077 (1358 amino acids)
Biological process (GO): autophagy of mitochondrion; autophagosome assembly; autophagy of peroxisome
Cellular component (GO): extrinsic component of membrane; Atg1/ULK1 kinase complex; phagophore assembly site membrane
Molecular function (GO): protein kinase binding; molecular adaptor activity
Source: RefSeq, a predicted model, not a curated record